AUGAAAUAUUCGUUCUUAUUCUUCGGAGUGCAGUUGACUCUUCUUAUUUAUGCAGCAUUUGGUCAAACAACAACUGAACCGAUCAAAUGUUUACCAAAUGAAAAGCAAUGUGGUUCGAAAUGUUAUUUACCUGACACGCAUAAAUGUAACUCUGGUUUUGUAUGUCGAAAAGAAGAAGGUUGGUGCGGAAAGACAUGUUUCAAUCCAGCAACGGAAAAGUGUAUCUGGGGCUUAGUUUGCACCAAAUCGCAAAUAUGGUGUAAUAAAAAAUGUAUUGAGUCAACUAAUGGAAAGUGUCGUUGA
This is a messenger RNA of Adineta ricciae, 303 nucleotides long. NCBI's taxonomy places the organism in Eukaryota, Metazoa, Rotifera, Eurotatoria, Adinetida, Adinetidae. The record is from the annotation of a GenBank genome assembly.